AUGAAGUUUAUCCUCUUCUGGGUGAUCUUGAAUCUGCCUUGUGCUUUGGCCUAUGACCCAAAUUACAUACAUGACAUCACUCCCCCAUAUUUGGUCUAUUUGAAAUCUGAUUACUUGCCCUGCACUGGAGUCCUGAUCCACCCCCUAUGGGUGAUUACAGCUUCAACCUGCAACUUACUGAAUCUUAAGGUGGUAUUGGGGGUUACAAAACCAUCAAACCCCACUGAAGAAGAUGUACAAGUGGUUGGCUACUCGAAGAUGAUUAAUCACCCGUACUUCUCAAUCACUUCUAUUGAGAAUAACCUGAUGUUGAUCAAGUUGGAAAGAUACAUUGAAGUCAAUGACUAUGUGAAACUGGUCAGCCUGCCCCAAGAACCUCCCAGCGAAAACACCAUGUGCAUGGUCUCCACCUGGGCUUACAACAUCUGUGACAUCUCCAAGGACCCUGACUCACUGCAGAAUGUGAACAUCUCUGUUAUCUCCAAGACUGAUUGCCACAAUGCCUAUAAAAGUUAUGACAUCACACAAAGUAUGUUGUGUUUGGGCAUUGUGCCAGGAAGAAGGCGGUCCUGCAAGGAAGUCUCAGCCGCCCCAGCAGUCUGCAAUGGGAUACUUCAAGGAAUCCUUGCUUUUACUGAUGGAUGUGUUUUGAGAGCUGAUGUUGGCAUCUAUACCAGAAUCUUUAACUAUGUACCCUGGAUUGAAAAUACAAUCCAAAACAACUAA
Messenger RNA from Pipistrellus nathusii (Nathusius's pipistrelle), 726 nucleotides. NCBI's taxonomy places the organism in Eukaryota, Metazoa, Chordata, Mammalia, Chiroptera, Vespertilionidae. The record is from the annotation of a GenBank genome assembly.